This is a messenger RNA of Trichosurus vulpecula (common brushtail), 753 nucleotides long. RefSeq names its product olfactory receptor 8S1-like. Gene Ontology annotation, cellular component: membrane. Bases 1 to 753 code for a protein of 250 amino acids. NCBI's taxonomy places the organism in Eukaryota, Metazoa, Chordata, Mammalia, Diprotodontia, Phalangeridae. The transcript has 2 exons. The record is from RefSeq and is a predicted model, not a curated record. Gene Ontology annotation, molecular function: olfactory receptor activity; G protein-coupled receptor activity. Gene Ontology annotation, biological process: G protein-coupled receptor signaling pathway.
AUGAUGGUGGACAUUGCCUAUGUUAUGGCCCAGAGUCAAGUCAUGGUACCAAAGUUGGUUCAACUACUCCUGGCCAAGAACAAAACCAUCUCUUUCAAUGGUUGCCUGGCACAGAUUGGACUGAUACUUUUCAUUGGUUCAUCUGAAGCCUUUGUCCUCUCAGCCAUGGCCUAUGACCGCUACUCAGCCAUCUGCAACCCUCUGGUUUAUGUGAUGGUCAUGAACAAACAAUUUUGUUUCGUUCUGGCCUGUGGGUCUUGUCUACUUGGGGUCACCAUCUCCCUGCUCAACACCCUGCCUUUGUUGAGGCUGCACUUCUGUGGCCCCCACCUCAUCCACCAUUAUAGCUGUGAGAUGCCUGAGCUCUUACCUCUGUCCUGCACUGACCUCUUCCCUAACAAGAUGAUCUUGUUCACUUCCUUCUCUAUUAUUGUCAUUGGCUGUUUCUUCCCCAUCAUGUUUUCUUAUACUCAAAUUGUCUCUACCAUCCUAAAGAUCAGCUCAGCUUCAGGCAGGAGCAAAGCCUUCUCUACCUGCUCCUCCCACAUGAUCAUAGUGACCUUGUUCUUCCUGACAGGUGUGGGCCGAUAUCUAAGCCCUGCUACAGGCUCCAUCCUGGAGCAAGUCAUCUCCCUGCAGUACAGCAUUGUGACACCACUACUGAACCCCAUCAUCUACAGUCUGAAGAAUGUGGAAGUCAAACUAGCCAUAAAGAAAAUGUGGGAAAGGAAGAGUAUCCUCUCCGGCACCUGA